AUCUCUCUUUCUUCUCCUUGUCUGUCUCUCACUUCCACUUUCCGAUCGCCGACGCUUCAAGAAAUCAGAGAAGAAGAAGUAAAUUCUCCACACAUUAAAAAAACAAAAGAACAUUCUCUUUAUAAUUCCUUCUUCGUGAGAUUAUCUCAGUCUUCUACAGCACCAUGGAUCGCUGCAUCUAUGGUUGCUCCGCCGUAACUUUCUUCUUCUUCUCCUUCCUCCUCACUGCAUCCGCUUUGCCACAGAAUCUCGAACCGGGUCACCACAGCUUAAACGGGUCGGGUCAAAUAAACUCAAACUCUGUCCUUGUCGCUCUCCUCGACUCUCGUUACACUGAGCUCGCCGAGCUCGUCGAGAAAGCUCUCCUCCUCCAAACGCUCGAAGACGCCGUCGGUCGUCACAAUAUUACCAUUUUUGCCCCUCGCAACGAAGCUCUAGAGCGGGACCUUGACCCGGAUUUCAAACGGUUCUUGCUCCAACCAGGUAACCUCAAAUCUCUCCAGACGCUACUCUUGUCCCACAUUAUCCCCAAUCGGGUCGGGUCAAACCAAUGGCCCGAAGAGAACUCAGGUCGGGUCAAACACGCCACGCUUGGGCACGACCAAGUGCUGCAUUUGAGCAAAACCAAAGGAAACGGAAUCAGACUUGUGAAUUCCGCCGUUAUUACCCGACCCGAUGAUUUAACCCGACCCGACGGAUUGAUCCACGGAAUCGAACGACUCUUAAUCCCCCGCUCCGUCCAAGAAGAUUUCAAUCGAAGGAGAAGCCUCCGAUCAAUCUCCGCCGUAUUACCCGAAGGAGCUCCGGAAAUUGACCCGAGAACAAACCGUCUCAAGAAAUCCGCCGCCGCUUCCGUCGCAGUACCCGCCGGAUCUCCACCGGUUCUCCCGAUCCAAUCCGCCAUGGCUCCAGGUCCGUCGCUAGCUCCGGCACCAGCUCCGGGACCAGGAGGUCCACGACACCACUUCAACGGCGAGGCUCAGGUCAAAGAUUUCAUCCACACAUUGUUACAUUACGGUGGAUACAACGAGAUGGCGGAUAUUCUCGUGAAUCUGACGUCACUCGCGACGGAGAUGGGUCGAUUAGUGUCGGAAGGUUACGUCCUCACUGUGUUAGCUCCGAACGACGAAGCUAUGGCGAAAUUGACGACGGAUCAGCUUAGUGAGCCCGGAGCUCCGGAGCAAAUCGUGUAUUACCACAUUAUACCGGAGUAUCAGACGGAGGAGAGUAUGUAUAAUUCGGUUAGGAGAUUUGGGAAGGUGAAGUAUGAAACGCUGCGUUUUCCUCACAAGGUUGCGGCUAAGGAAGCUGAUGGUUCGGUUAAGUUUGGUUCCGGUGACCGAUCUGCGUACUUGUUUGAUCCGGAUAUUUAUACGGAUGGUCGGAUUUCGGUUCAGGGGAUUGAUGGUGUUUUGUUCCCGGAAGAAGAGGAAGAGACGGUUAAAAAACCGACUAGUUCGGUUAAGAAAGUUGUUCAGCCAAGAAGAGGGAAGUUGCUGGAAGUAGCAUGUAGAAUGCUUGGAGCUAUUGGCAAGGACUCAUAUAUAAGCAAAUGCUAAUGAAUUCACAAACCCGAAGAGAUUAUUAAAGACAAAUCUCUCAAGUGUAUCUGUAAACACAUACAAAAGGUUCUUUAUAGAAGAAUGAAGAUUGGAAAGAAGAGAAAGAACAAAAAAACUAGAGAGAAACAUCAAUGUUUAAAUUAUUCCUCAAUGGAAUAUGAAAGGAGGGUUUGUUGAGUUUUCUUUAUAUUAUAAAAAGUUAUAUUAUUUUUUGGGAGGGGGUUUGAUUUUUGGGUUAUAAAAAUUGUAAUUAGAUAUAUAAACUCAAUUUUUUAAAUUGAUUUGGUGUAUGAAAAAUGAAUCAUAGUGGAAAAGAAAAGAAAAGACUUGAGAACCCA
Eutrema salsugineum is the source of this 1900-nucleotide messenger RNA. RefSeq names its product fasciclin-like arabinogalactan protein 18. NCBI's taxonomy places the organism in Eukaryota, Viridiplantae, Streptophyta, Magnoliopsida, Brassicales, Brassicaceae. Bases 165 to 1559 code for a protein of 464 amino acids. The transcript has 3 exons. The record is from RefSeq and is a predicted model, not a curated record.